GCUCCUAUUACCCUACACACACACACUCACUGUCCCGAUUUUUCACACUUGCUGUCUGGUCAACCUCCUCCUCCCCCUGCUGUCUAGAGCCCCCACCCAGUUGCUGCAGUAUUGGGGCCCAGACACCCCCCUUCGAUACUGAACGUGCAUGGGGGCACCAAACACACAGCUCCACUGGGUUGUCAGACCACAGCCGUGACAGUGGGGAUCCCCCCACACCCUUUGUUGGGUGAUAGACCCCCCCUCCUGCCACCUACUCUUCCACGGAGAAAAGCCCAAUACCCCAGUUUGCGUCUGGUGGUGCCUUUGGCAAGGUAAGAACACACCCUUUUCCCCAGUGAAGACAAGACCUGGCAGUAGUAAAAGACCCUGAAGUGUUCACUUCCAUCUUGGAAUCUCUAACUGGUGUGUAUAUAAGCCUAAAUUGCACAAUAUGGCCGACAAGUUAACAAGAAUUGCUAUUGUCAACCAUGACAAAUGUAAGCCAAAGAAAUGCCGUCAGGAGUGCAAAAAGAGCUGUCCGGUGGUUCGAAUGGGAAAACUAUGCAUAGAAGUCACACCACAGAGCAAAAUAGCAUGGAUUUCUGAAACACUCUGUAUUGGUUGCGGUAUUUGCAUUAAGAAAUGUCCUUUUGGAGCCUUGUCAAUUGUUAACUUACCUAGCAACCUGGAGAAAGAAACAACACACAGAUAUUGUGCCAAUGCCUUCAAACUUCACAGGUUGCCUAUUCCUCGUCCAGGUGAAGUACUGGGAUUGGUUGGAACCAACGGUAUUGGAAAAUCAACUGCCUUGAAAAUUCUAGCCGGAAAGCAGAAACCAAACCUUGGAAAAUAUGAUGAUCCACCUGAUUGGCAAGAAAUCUUGACUUACUUUCGAGGAUCUGAGUUGCAAAACUACUUCACCAAGAUUCUGGAAGAUGACCUCAAGGCUAUCAUCAAACCUCAGUAUGUGGACCAGAUCCCUAAAGCUGCAAAGGGGACAGUGGGAUCUAUUUUGGACAGAAAGGAUGAAACUGACACACAGACUAUUGUAUGUAAGCAACUUGAUUUAACUCAUCUGAAAGAACGAAACAUUGAAGACCUUUCAGGAGGAGAACUUCAGAGAUUUGCUUGUGCUGUCGUUUGCAUUCAGAGGGCUGAUAUCUUCAUGUUUGAUGAACCUUCUAGCUACCUAGAUGUUAAGCAGCGUCUGAAGGCUGCCAUUACUAUUCGAUCUUUAAUAAACCCAGACAGAUACAUCAUUGUUGUAGAGCAUGAUCUGAGUGUGUUAGAUUAUCUCUCUGACUUUAUCUGCUGCCUGUAUGGUGUGCCAAGUGCUUAUGGUGUCGUCACUAUGCCUUUCAGUGUAAGAGAAGGCAUAAACAUUUUUUUGGAUGGUUACGUUCCAACAGAAAAUUUAAGAUUUCGAGAUGCAUCUCUGGUUUUUAAAGUGGCUGAGACAGCUAAUGAAGAAGAAGUUAAGAAGAUGUGUAUGUAUAAAUAUCCGGGAAUGAAAAAAAAGAUGGGAGAAUUCGAACUGGCAAUAGUAGCUGGAGAAUUUACUGACUCUGAAAUCAUGGUGAUGCUAGGGGAAAAUGGAACUGGCAAAACAACAUUUAUCAGAAUGCUCGCAGGAAGACUUGCACCUGAUGAAGGAGGUGAGGUUCCAGUUCUAAAUGUCAGUUACAAGCCACAGAAAAUCAGUCCUAAGUCCACGGGAAGUGUCCGUCAGCUGCUCCAUGAGAAGAUCCGAGAUGCCUAUACACAUCCACAGUUUGUGACUGAUGUAAUGAAGCCUCUUCAGAUAGAAAACAUCAUUGAUCAAGAGGUGCAGACAUUGUCUGGUGGUGAGUUGCAGCGUGUUGCGCUAGCUCUCUGUCUUGGUAAGCCUGCUGAUGUCUACCUAAUAGAUGAACCUUCAGCGUAUUUGGACUCUGAACAGCGUCUAAUGGCUGCUAGAGUUGUCAAACGUUUCAUUCUCCAUGCUAAAAAAACAGCCUUUGUGGUAGAGCAUGACUUUAUCAUGGCAACCUAUCUAGCAGAUCGUGUCAUUGUCUUCGAUGGUAUUCCAUCCAAGAACACACUUGCAAACAGUCCUCAGACUCUUUUGGCUGGUAUGAAUAAAUUUUUGUCUCAGCUUGAAAUUACUUUCAGAAGAGACCCUAACAAUUUCAGACCAAGAAUAAACAAACUCAAUUCAAUCAAGGAUGUGGAACAAAAGAAGAGUGGAAACUACUUUUUCUUGGAUGACUAGCAGGAAUCUGAGAAUCUCCAUAAUCAGUUUAUAAAAAUGGAAAUGGAAAUCUGAACACUUUGUUAUAUAAAAACGCUUAAUCAGGUUUUAGAACACCUCUCAUUCUGGAACUUAAAAUGUUAUUGCUAUGUGUAACAUCAGAAGCCAGUAGAAGUGUACAUUUUAGUCUGAGCAACAGAAACUGCCACUCUCUGUAUUUUGGUGAUAUGAUCAUAUUUUCCAUGUAACUUUCCAAAACGGAUAUCUCUGUUAUAUGAAUAAACCUCCAGCUGUUUCAAAAUUUAGGGUAGGUUUUCAGUCUAAAUGUAACUUAUUCACAUACCAAAUGCUGACCAGUGUUUUUCAAUUUAAAAAAUCUGAAAGCUGUUUUCUGUACAAGAUGAAGGUUUCAAAGAAUGUCAAGAUAUAGAAAUUGCUCUGAUUUUAAAAGCAGGUUUGACACACACUCUGGCUGAGGGGUUCAUAAAUAAAUAUCCAUCUAAAAAUA
Messenger RNA from Gopherus flavomarginatus (Mexican gopher tortoise), 2720 nucleotides. It is a transcript of the gene ABCE1, whose product is annotated as ATP binding cassette subfamily E member 1. The record is from RefSeq and is a predicted model, not a curated record. Gene Ontology annotation, molecular function: ATP hydrolysis activity; ATP binding; ribosomal small subunit binding. The coding region runs from base 434 to 2233 and encodes 599 amino acids. NCBI's taxonomy places the organism in Eukaryota, Metazoa, Chordata, Testudines, Testudinidae. Gene Ontology annotation, biological process: translational termination; translational initiation; ribosomal subunit export from nucleus. The transcript has 19 exons.